This is a messenger RNA of Leucoraja erinaceus (little skate), 2952 nucleotides long. It is a transcript of the gene atp6v0a2b, whose product is annotated as ATPase H+ transporting V0 subunit a2b. Gene Ontology annotation, cellular component: plasma membrane; vacuolar proton-transporting V-type ATPase, V0 domain; vacuolar proton-transporting V-type ATPase complex. Gene Ontology annotation, biological process: proton transmembrane transport; vacuolar acidification. Gene Ontology annotation, molecular function: proton-transporting ATPase activity, rotational mechanism; ATPase binding. The coding region runs from base 98 to 2647 and encodes 849 amino acids. The transcript is spliced from 20 exons. The record is from RefSeq and is a predicted model, not a curated record. Lineage: Eukaryota; Metazoa; Chordata; Chondrichthyes; Rajiformes; Rajidae.
GGAGCUGGAGCCGGUGCAGCCGACAGGGCCUGUGGACGCGGGACCGGGAGCUGGGGCCGGAGCCGGCGCGGGGCAAGGGGCGCGGUGCUGAGCGAGGAUGGAGUCGGUGUUCCGCAGCGAGGAGAUGUGCCUGGCCCAGCUCUUCCUGCAGGCCGCCUCGGCCUACGACUGUGUCAGCGAGCUGGGGGAGGCCGGCCUGGUGGAGUUCCGCGACCUGAACCCUAGUGUGACUACGUUUCAGCGCAAGUUUGUCACUGAGAUGAGGAGAUGUGAGGAAAUGGAGAAGACUCUAGGUUACCUGCUGCAGGAAAUUAAAAGGGCAGAUAUCUCUCUGCUGGACAGUGAAGUGAAUCCCGUCGCCCCGCUGCCAAAACAUGUCUUAAAAAUACAAGAGCAGCUCCAGCAGCUGGAGGCAGAGCUGAGAGAGGUGACCAAGAACAAGGAGACUCUGAAGAGGAACUUUCUCGAACUUAACGAGUAUAAUCACAUGCUGAGAGUAACCCAGGACUUUGUGAGAAGAACUUCAGAGCUCGAUCUCUUGUCCCAAGCUCAAUACGAAGAAUUUCCUUCCUUGGACAAAGAACCACUGAUGGAUUAUACAAACAUGCAGCGACUUGGAGCGAAGCUCGGGUUCAUAGCGGGAGUGAUCCACCCAUGGAAGGUCGGCCCCUUUGAGCGGAUGCUGUGGCGAGUGUGCAAGGGUUACACAAUCCUCACGUACGAAGAGUUAGAGAUCCCUCUGGAAGAUCCUGACUCGGGGGAGAAUGUAAAAUGGGUGGUGUUCCUCGUGUCAUACUGGGGGGAGCAGAUCGGCCACAAGGUGAAGAAGAUAUGUGACUGUUACCACUGCCAUGUGUACCCCUACCCAAACACCAACCAGGAGCGGAUGGACAUCGUGGCCGGCCUCAACACUCGAAUCCAAGACCUCCACACCGUACUGUACAGAACUGAGGAGUACCUGCAGCAGGUGUUGCUCAAGGCAUCAGAGUCCAUCCAUACCUGGCUCGUUCAGGUGAAGAAGAUGAAGGCCAUUUACCACAUUCUCAACCUCUGCAGUUUUGACGUCACCAACAAGUGUUUGAUUGCUGAGGUUUGGUGCCCAGUGGCUGAUCUGUCCAAGGUUCGCCAAGCUUUGGAAGAAGGAUCUAGGAAAAGCUCUGCCACUGUUCCAUCGUUCGUGAACCGGAUACCCACAACCGACACCCUGCCGACUCUCAUCCGCACAAACAAGUUCACGUCUGGAUUUCAAAACAUUGUCGAUGCUUAUGGAGUGGGAAACUACCAGGAAAUUAACCCAGGUCCUUACACCGUCGUCACCUUCCCCUUCCUGUUUGCGGUGAUGUUUGGAGACUGUGGACAUGGUUUGAUCAUGACCGUGUUUGCCUUGUGGAUGGUGCUGUCGGAAAACAACCCCAAACUGCACCGCACCAGAAACGAGAUCUGGAACAUGUUUUUUGAUGGCCGUUACAUCAUUCUGAUGAUGGGAAUAUUUUCCUUGUACACCGGACUGAUCUACAACGACUGCUUUUCAAAGUCCUUGAAUAUAUUUGGGUCUGGAUGGAGCGUCAAAAAUAUGUUUGUUAAUGAAAGUAGGAUGGUGACUGAAGUCAGGGGCAAUCAGUUCCUCAGCUUGGAUCCUAACGUGUCUGGAGUGUUCAAAGGGCCCUAUCCUUUCGGAAUUGACCCGGUUUGGAACCUAGCAAGCAAUCGUCUCAGUUUCCUGAAUUCAUUUAAAAUGAAAAUGUCGGUAAUCCUUGGCAUUACGCACAUGACAUUUGGAGUCAUACUUGGAGUCUUCAAUUAUUUGCACUUUAAGAAUAUCUGCAGCAUCUACCUGGUAUUUAUUCCGGAGCUGGUCUUCAUGGUCUCUCUUUUCGGAUACCUUAUGUUUAUGAUCAUUUACAAGUGGCUGGCGUAUUCUGCUGCAAACUCUAAUCUGGCUCCAAGCAUCCUCAUCCAUUUUAUCAACAUGUUUGUGAUGCAAAGUAAUGAUGAUGUACUGCUGUACACUGGGCAGAAAGGAUUCCAAAUGUUCCUGGUGGUGAUCGCUCUGCUGUCUGUUCCAAUCUUGCUGUUUGGGAAGCCUGGAUAUUUGUACUGGAGGCACCACGGAGGCAGAAGCUUUGGGACGUACAGAAAAGGCUACACGCUUGUGCGUAGAGGAAGUGAAGAAGAGGUGUCGCUACUGAGAGCUCAUGAAAUGGAACAGGGAGAAAACCAUUCGAACCAUUCCGGGCAACCAGAUGGAACUGACCAGGAGUUUAAUUUUGGAGAUGUUUUCAUGAAUCAAGCUAUUCACACCAUUGAAUAUUGUCUGGGCUGUGUGUCGAAUACUGCCUCGUACCUGAGGCUCUGGGCUCUCAGUCUGGCUCAUGCUCAGCUGUCGGAGGUGCUGUGGGGGAUGGUGCUGCACCUGGGACUUCGCAUGGACAAUGACUUUGGUUCCUUGUUGUUGUUCCCUGUCUUUGGCAUCUUUGCGGUUCUGACUGUCGCAGUUCUGCUGGUCAUGGAGGGUCUCUCAGCGUUCUUGCACGCUCUCCGAUUGCACUGGGUGGAAUUUCAAAACAAGUUCUACAUGGGCAAUGGAUACAAAUUCUCUCCGUUCUCCUUCAAGCUGCUGACUCGUAAUUGCGAUGACUUUGCCUAGUGUGCGUUGUGCAUGGGAAUUUCACGAGCAGAAGUGGCAUGAUCAUGUGACUCUCAUGGCAAAUGUUUUUGCACUGAAUGCCUUACCAGAUACCGACAUCCAUUUCCUGCUACACACUGACAAAUGCUUUAAUUGCAAUCUCAGGUACUUCCAACAUUUGAAAGUAUGCGAAGGACAAUAAUGUACCAAGCAUGUUCACUGUGACAGAAGAUGCACUAGAGCUGCUGACGUUUGUUAUUUGGUGCUUGCGACGAGGAAUGUUUCUCUGCAGUGCGGGAGCCAUGAUUGCAUUAAAUUUCGGUCAA